Melospiza melodia melodia is the source of this 3737-nucleotide messenger RNA. It is a transcript of the gene KANSL3, whose product is annotated as KAT8 regulatory NSL complex subunit 3. NCBI's taxonomy places the organism in Eukaryota, Metazoa, Chordata, Aves, Passeriformes, Passerellidae. The record is from RefSeq and is a predicted model, not a curated record. The transcript is spliced from 20 exons. Gene Ontology annotation, biological process: positive regulation of transcription by RNA polymerase II. The coding region runs from base 9 to 2879 and encodes 956 amino acids. Gene Ontology annotation, cellular component: NSL complex.
CUCCCGCCAUGUCGCAGCGCGCCGGGGACCGCGAUCGCGACCGGGAGCGCGAGCUGCAGUGGUCGGCCCGCAGGAUGGGCACGUCGCUGCUGCUGCAGCUGUCGGCGCACGAGCGGGAGCUGGACCUGGUGUGCCUCGACCACAGCUACGCCAAGCCCUGGAGCGCGCACCCCGACGCCAGCGCCGCCCGGCCCGCGCGGCUCCUCUUCCUCACCCCGCGGAGGCACCUCGGCAGCGCCCCGGAGGCCGACGUCCCCAUCGACGUGGAGACGGUGACGCCGACGCCGGUGCCGCUGUACGACAACCAGAAGGCGCGGAGCGUGAUGAACGAGUGCGAGCGGCACGUCAUGUUCGCCCGCACCGACGCCGACGCGCCGCCGCCGCCCGACGACUGGGAGGAGCACGUCAACAGGACGGGCUGGACCAUGGCCCAGAACAAACUGUUCAACAAGAUCCACAAAGCGCUGCAGUCGGACAGGCUGGCCCGCCUGGCCAACGAGGGGGCCUGCAACGAGCCCGUGCUGAGGAGGAUUGCCGUGGAUAAAUGUGCCCGCAGGGUGCGCCAGGCCCUGGCCAGCGUCAACUGGGACACCAAGCUCAUCCAGUGGCUCCACACCACGCUGGUGGAGACCCUGAGCCUGCCCGUGCUGGCUGCAUAUCUGGAUGCCCUGCAGACCCUCAAGGGAAAGAUCCCUGCACUGAUUGACAGGAUGCUGCUCUCCUCCACGGCCAAGACAGGAGCAGCAGGGGCUGAGGCGCUGUCCCUGCUGCUCAAGAGACCCUGGGACCCAGCUGUGGGUGUCCUGUCCCAUAAUAAGCCAAGCAAACUGCCCGGAUCCCCCCUGAUCCUCAUCGCCUCCUCCGGCCCCGCCAACUCCCUGUUCCCCACGUCCCGGCGGCACCGCUUCUGGCAGUCGCAGCUCUCCUGCCUGGGAAAGGUGAUCCCCAUCGCCACGUCCCUGCUGAACAACGGCAGCGGGGUGGGGGUGCUGCAGUGCCUGGAGCACAUGAUCGGCGCCGUCAGGGGCAAGGUGGCCGAGAUCCACAACCACUUCUCGCACAAGCAGAUCAUCCUGAUCGGGUGGAACACGGGUGCCUUGGUGGCCUGUCACGUUUCUGUGAUGGAAUAUGUCACUGCUGUCGUGUGCCUUGGCUUCCCACUGCUCACCGUGGACGGCCCCAGGGGGGAUGUGGACGAUCCCCUGCUGGAGAUGAAGACCCCGGUGCUCUUCGUCAUCGGGCAGAACUCCCUGCAGUGCAACGUGGAGGCCAUGGAGGAUUUCAGGGAGAAGAUCCGGGCAGACAACAGCUUGGUGGUGGUGGGAGGAGCAGAUGACAACCUCAGGAUAAGCAAAGCCAAAAAGAAGGCAGAAGGCCUGACCCAGAGCAUGGUGGACAGGUGCAUCCAGGAUGAGAUCGCAGACUUCCUGACGGGGGUGCUGACCCGUGCUGAGAGCCACUCGGGCUCGGAGCCGCGCGACCUGGACGCCGAGAGGAAGAAGAAGCCCCGCGAGUGCGGCCGGCGGGACCUGUCCUUCGAGCUGCCCGAGAGGAGCAGCAGGCCCGCCUCCCCUGCGGCCAAAGUGCCAGCCUCACCCUCAGGCUCCGAGGACCUGUCCAGCGUGUCCAGCAGCCCCACGUCCAGCCCCAAGGCCAAGGUGGCCGCGCUGGCGCUGCCCAAGCCCAGCCAGGUGUGCCCCACGCAGCUGCAGAGGAGGCAGGUGCCCAGGCCUGACCCUGUCCUGAGCCACAAGCAGGCACAAGCUCACUUUGCUGCUUUUCUGAAACAAAACAUGCUGGUGAGGAAAGCUCUUCCUCCUGGCACCUCCUCCUGUCUCCUUGUUCCAGCAGCCCCCCAGCCCUCGGAGGGGGCUCUCAGAGGUGAUGGCAGAGAGCAGCUGAAGAGGCAGCAGAGCCCCAGCCCGAGCCCUGCGUGCACCAAGGCCUCCAAACGAGCCAAAAUCAAGGUGACCAUUGUGUCCCACGGCGAUGCCACGGGCACCGGAGCAGCCCUGAGCACCCAGGCUGAAAUUGUGUCCGGGAAGCCGCUGCCCCUGGGCCAGGCCGUGCCCAGCACCAAGGAGCUCUCGGGGCUGCUCUCCACCCCCAAGCUGAGCUCCGGCCCCGAGGCCUCGCUGAGCCCGGCCCAGCCCGGCCUCCCCAGCGGCGGCAGCGGCUCCGCCCCCAGCGCCUUCCACGCCCUGCAGAGCCGGCUGGUGGCCAGCGGUGGGCACGGCCUGCCCGCCCCGCCCGCCGCGCUGCCAGGAGCAGCCUCUGCCAGCAGCCUGCUCCAGGGGCUGAGCUUCAGCCUGCAGGACAUGGGCACCAAGGCCUCCAGCCUGGCCCCCAGCACGGCCACCGGCUCCCCUGUGCAGGGCUCAGCCCUCAAGGCCCCUGCAGCCCUGCAGAGCCUGGCUGCCCUCAGCACAGACUCCACGGGCCCCGUGGUUCGCACCAUCCCCGUGGCCGCCUCGCUGGCGCUGGGCGCCUCGGCCGGCAGCAAGCCCACGGCCAUCCAGCAGCUGCUGAGCAAUGGGGGGCUGGCCAAGCUGGCCAGCAGCCUGCCAGGGCUGGCCCACAUCUCCAACCAGGCUGCAGGCCUCAAGGCGCCGGCCACCAUCACGGUGACACUGCGGGGACAGCCCGGCCGCGUGGGCACCCUGGGCCAGGCAGGGCUGGCCACGGCUCAGCCCCAGCUGGAGGAGCAGCCCCAGGGCCCUCAGGUAAGGGGGACGCCUCUCCUUGCUCACCUGGGCAGCUCCCGGCCCUGCCAGGGCUGGGGUGUGGGGAUGGGGUGGCAGGAGCCAGGGCGUUGUCACUGUGUCUGUUGGGGUUUGAUUGUCCUUGAUCCCAUGGAAUCCUGGCAUGGUUUGGGCUGAGAGGGACCUCAAAUCCCACCCAGGGACCUCAAAUCUCACCCAGUGCCCUUUUGGGGCUCAAAGGGACCUCAAAUCCCACCCAGUGCCCUUUUUGGGUAUCAAAGGGACCUCAAAUCCCACCCAGUGCCCUUUUUGGGUAUCAAAGGGACCUCAAAUCCCACCCAGUGCCCUUUUUGGGGAUCAAAGGGACCUCAAAUCCCACCCAGUGCCCUUCUGGGGAUCAAAGGGACCUCAAAUCCCACCCAGUGCCCUUUUUGGGGGUGAAAGGGACAUCAAAUCCCACCAAGUGCCCUUUUGGGGAUCAAAGGGACCUCAAAUCCCACCCAGUGCCCUUUUUGGGGGUGAAAGGGACCUCAAAUCCCACCCAGUGCCCUUCUUGGGUUUAAAGGUGUCCUGGGUGUCUGGGUGCCCAGGCAGUGGAGCUGUGCCAGUCUGGGUGCUGGAUUUGGGUGCCCUGGCAGUGGAGCUGUGCCAGUCUGGGUGCUGGAUCUGGGUGUCCUGGCAGUGGAGCAGCCCCAUUUUGGGCAUUGUGGUUGCCCUGCCUGGGCUGAGCCCGGCUCAGGGCGGGGGCUCUGCAGCCCAGGAUGUCCCCAGGAUGUCCCCAUGGCACUGACCCUGUCCCCUUGUCCGCAGUGAGCACCACGGAGCCCCUGAGCUGUGGGAGCCUGGCUGUGGCACUGCCCAGGCUGCCCUGUGCCAGCCUGGCACCUCCAGGACACUCUGGGGACACUUUGGGACACUUUGUGGGGCCGGCCAGCAGCAGCCACGCUGUCCUGGGGGCUGUGGGGACCCCCAGAAUUCCUGGAGGGGUGUUUUUCUGGAUUUGUUGCUGUUUAAUUAAAAAAUUCAUUUUUUUAA